Messenger RNA from Daldinia caldariorum, 2188 nucleotides. RefSeq lists its product as uncharacterized. Gene Ontology annotation, cellular component: plasma membrane; cellular bud neck. Bases 245 to 1762 code for a protein of 505 amino acids. The transcript is spliced from 4 exons. The record is from RefSeq and is a predicted model, not a curated record. Lineage: Eukaryota; Fungi; Ascomycota; Sordariomycetes; Xylariales; Hypoxylaceae.
GUUGAAAAAACGACAAUCAGGUAGUUUGCGUUGUAUUUACGGCUACGCUAGGCGAGGUGCUACUCCCACGGGUUAGAGAACAUACGACACGACUCAUUCUACUACUUCGUACCAUGGAUCUUUAGCAACAAUUAUUCCUUCCCAUCAUUCUUUAUUUUUUAGCAAAACAACUACGAAAUUAGUCCGGUCUCUUUUCAUCCCACAUCACACGAAUUGGGGCUGCCUGACAUUGAGGAAUUAAGCAAUGCCGCACGUCGGCAUUUUGAUGGAGCGUAGUCUCCAAGAACGUAGCCUUAGGGGUGCGUUCAUGGACCUCUUCGCGCGGAGCGCAGUCGCUGCGCUGGGCAAGCGAGAAUCGGCUGGUUCAAUUUCGGGCGGAAUUCAAGACGCCAAGACUGCCUUCUCCAGUUGGGAUAACUGUAUGCAGGCCGACUUUUGCAAGUGGCCGGUAAUUGCCGUAAUUAUCAUAGGCGGUCUCAUCAUCUUCUCUAUCGUCUGGUGUAUCGCGCGAUGCCUUUGCUGUGGGCUUUCGUGCUGCUGCGAGUGUUGUCACUGUCUAAAAUGCUGCGGUGAAUGUUGCGGGUGCUGUGAUCCCCCUAAAGGAAGGAAAAACAAGUAUCUCGACGAACCAUUUGUUCCACCACACCAUGAAGAGAAUCAAGCCUAUCGCUCGCAAGCGCCAAUGAAUCCAGCAUUUCCCCCGGCACCUUCGCCUUCCGUCCCUCAGUAUGCUGUAUUCGAUGACGGCGACAAGAAAAAUGCGGAUGCAUUGCCUGCUAUGCCAAGCUGGGAGGGCGCAAAAACACAAAAGGUUUUUAUUGAGGAAGAGUCUGUCGAGAUGGAACCGUUGAAGAAGCCGGAGAAUGUCCAGAACAACUCCUUCCCCAUGAGCAAUUUACCACCACAUACGACCACCCCGAGCCCAGUUGCUCCUGAGAACAGAAAUCCUUACGGACCACCGCCUGCACAGGGAGGUCCUAAUGGAUAUAUGGCUGCAGCACGAGCCGGGCCAGACCCAUAUACUGCUAACGGGCAAGGCUAUGACAAUUAUAAUGAUUACAAUGGGUAUGGACAGGCUCCGCAGGAAAAUAUGAACCAGGGAUAUGGUAUGGCAGCUGGAGCAAUGAGAAGCCAAACACCUCACCAGGAUUAUAAUAACGGUUAUGGAAUGGGUGCAACUGAACAAGGCUAUCCACAAUCGCUCUCCCCGAGGCCAUACGAAGAUGAGUACGGCCGCAGUGCCAGUCCUAUGUCAUACGGUGACCCGCCUAGCUACCGUACGGCGCCGAGCAAUAACGGAUAUGACAACCCCUCACGAAUGGGUUCGCCUGGCCCACAAGCAGGUUACGGUUAUGGUAAUCCCAACGGAGCUCCAUCUCGUAUGCGCACCCCCGGUCCACGACCAGGCUACGAUUACCCCCAGAGAUCGCAAACACAAACGCCCAGCUACAACCGACAAUAUCCCCCGGUACCCCAACGACAAUAUUCAGCCGACUCUGCGCGACCGUUGGUGCAGGCAGCGCAAGACCAGCAGUAUUCGGAGGCGCAGGGAUAUUUGGAGAUGCCGAGACAGCAAUCACCUGUCCAGAACAACGGCGGGUUUGACUUCAGCUCCGGCUAUAGCCGCCCGGAAGUUCAUUCUCCGGCGCCAGUACAGACGCAAACAGCGAACGGUGGUUCGGCUUACCCCGGCUAUCGCACAUACCGACCUCAAGGCCAGGCUCAGGCUCAGCCCCAACAGGAUAACUGGAACGGAAUGUAAAUGCGACGAGCGUGAUGGGUCGGUCUUGAUUAGCGAGGGAGCGGAUCGGACGCCAACUUCGGCGAUCUCAUGGACUUUUUCUGUAUUAGUGAACAAGGCGUUUUCAGGAAAGGGGGACGGGGCGGCACGAUCAUCUGCAUAGCAUGACGACGGGAUUCAGAUAUACUAGAGGACUUGCUAUUACUGUUACCAGUACCAGGGAUAGACAGACAGGACUGACUGAUGUACACACAGAGGUACGCUACGGGAUACCUACCUUAUGUAUCUGUAAAUAGGUCCUACUAAGUCUUUUCACUUGUAGGACAGGUGUAAAUAUAAAGGAACGAAUUCGUUUAUGCGCGUGUGGAUGAUUCUUUUAUAAGUGGUUAGUUGAAAUAAAAAUAAGUACAGUUGCGCGGAACUACGAUCCUAUUUUGUUGGAAGACA